GGGCGUUUUACCUACCUGAGAAGUUCACCAUAAUCUACCUCUACAGAUCAACACACGACGACUUCAGUUUGGCGUCAUACAAGACAGGUAGGAUUUUUGAAGAUAAUUUAUAGAAGCCAUUGGCUGGUACAUCAUUGUUGCAAGUUGGUUGUAUAAUUCCCUUCUGUACUUUCGUUUUUCCCUUCUACAUUUUCCUUCCACUUAAGAGAAGCCAUUGACUGGUUACUUACCUUGAAGUUUUCAGUCUUUUUCUUUGAGGUAGUAGCUGUUCUGGUGUUAAAGUGUGUAAGUUGUCAUUUUGUGGUGCUGUAAAUAAUUAUGGUUGCUAGUUGGUUUAUAUUGCCAAUGAUGGAUUUUUAAAUAAAUGAAGGACCUGUAUCUAAUUAUAUAUUCCAAACACGGUACUAUCAAGUAGAGUUAAGAACUUGUAGGGAAAAGUCAGACCAUUACAACAACAUGGUAGGUUCCGUACCUCUUUAAAGAUGAUUUCCCUCGUGUUAACGUUUAAAUCCUUUCCUGUUAAUUGACAUCGGCUAAUUUCUAUUCGUUUGGGGAGAGGUGACGUCACGCGUACCUGUGGUGGCCGGUGAAAUCAACGCUCUGACAAAAUUAUCCAUUUUUAACAAUCCUAUGUGAUAGUACCACCUGAUUUUUGUCAGGAUUAUGUAAGAAGGUACCACCAUCACAGUACCUAUCUUUCCUGCAUCAUCAAUACCAGGAAAAGUCGCUUUUGGAGCAUUUUUGAUAUGAUAAUGGACAAACACAUCAGGUGGUGACCACUACUCACGGUGACAUUCUGUACUCAACAUCUACCACCAUGGGACCUCAUAAUGUUAGAAAGUCUAUGACCGUUUCCGACAGACUGGAAGAGUUACAUGUAACGUUGAAAUGGAGAACUCCAUUACAAAGGAGUAUAUGGACACUAUAGUCAAGAAACUGAAAGAGGAGUUACAAACAGAAAUUCACAGAGAAAAUGAGGAAUUAGUGAAUUCUCUAAAGUGGAGGAUAAGUACACUAGGGACAGAAAACGAAGAUUUGAAAGAAAGUGUUAAUGUCCUUGAGCAGAGAGAAACUGAUUCGGAGGCAAACAUAGGCGACCUUGAGAAUCAACUCAACGACCUGGAACAGCAUGGCCGAAAGAAUUCAAUUAGGAUAUCCGGCCUCCGUGACCCAUCAGCCAGAGAAUCGGUAGAAGAAUGUGUGAAGAAUGUAGUUGAAUUCGCAAACACACAGCUGACAGUUCCUCUAUGUCCGGAAGAUAUUGACAUCGCCCACAGACUGGGAGGAUUCGACACCGCCAGAAAAAGAUCUGUCAUAGUGAAAUUCACGCAUCGACGGAAGAAACAGGAGAUCAUCAGGGCUCGGAGGAUACUAAGAGGAUCAGGAUUCACGGUAUCCGAGGACUUAACAAGGACA
Messenger RNA from Pecten maximus, 1416 nucleotides. RefSeq lists its product as uncharacterized. NCBI's taxonomy places the organism in Eukaryota, Metazoa, Mollusca, Bivalvia, Pectinida, Pectinidae. The record is from RefSeq and is a predicted model, not a curated record.